Messenger RNA from Uranotaenia lowii, 1628 nucleotides. Its product is annotated as mitochondrial 2-oxoglutarate/malate carrier protein-like. Lineage: Eukaryota; Metazoa; Arthropoda; Insecta; Diptera; Culicidae. Gene Ontology annotation, biological process: phosphate ion transmembrane transport; oxaloacetate transport; succinate transmembrane transport. The coding region runs from base 364 to 1293 and encodes 309 amino acids. The transcript is spliced from 5 exons. Gene Ontology annotation, molecular function: thiosulfate transmembrane transporter activity; oxaloacetate transmembrane transporter activity; malate transmembrane transporter activity. The record is from RefSeq and is a predicted model, not a curated record.
CCAUCCGCCACAGUAGUCACUGCUAGCAGGUGACGACGAGAGUCUCUAGAUUAUUCAGUACUUUGUUCACUUCACUUCCUUUCGGUUGCGCCCUCGGAAAUGUUUACGGCCUAAGUAUUUGGAUCCAUCAAAUCAAAUAUUUCCUUUAUUUAUCAGUGUGAUUAGUUUCCGGCAUCCCUAUAGCAAAUUAAGCAGUUUCACUCACGGAUAAUCUUCCAAGGCACUCUGCGGUUAAAUUGACCUUGUUUAUUUACGUCUGCUAGUUUUCAAUUAAUCAAAUCUUCAACUUCAAUAUUUUUGGUGAAACCGGAUUUCCAAAUUGUAUUUGUGAUUGUUCUGCAUUAGUUGCAUCAAAUCAAAAGUAUGGGCGACAAGAAGAAGCCAGCGUACAUUCAAUAUCUCUUUGGAGGAUUGUCAGGAAUUGGGGCAACAUGCGUGGUGCAGCCGCUAGAUUUAAUCAAAACACGCAUGCAGAUUUCCGGCAUUGGUGGCGCAACCAAGGAGUACAACAACACAUUCGAUGCCAUUACCAAGAUCGUCAAACGGGAAGGGACCCUCGCGCUGUACAAGGGUCUCAGUGCGGCCAUCAUGCGACAAGCCACCUAUACCACUACUCGGCUCGGCGUCUACACGUCACUCAACGAUACCUAUCGGCAAAAAACGAACAGAGCUCCUCACUUACUGGAAUCGAUGGGCAUGGGUAUGAUUGCCGGGGCAAUCGGGUCGUUCGUCGGCAAUCCAUGCGAGCUUAUUCUUAUCCGAAUGACUGCCGAUGGCCGUCUUCCAGUGGCUGAGCGACGCAACUAUACGAAUUUCUUUAAUGCAUUCAUUCGCAUUGCCAGAGAAGAAGGUAUUUUCGCUCUCUGGCGUGGAUGUAUACCAACGAUGGGUCGGGCCAUGGUGGUCAACGCGGCUCAAUUGGCAUCCUAUUCGCAAGCCAAGAGUUAUCUAGUCGAAAGUGGUUACUUCACCGAGGGUAUUGGUCUUCACUUUACUGCCAGUAUGUUCUCUGGAUUGGUGACAACAGCUGCAUCGUUACCGGUGGACAUUGCCAAAACUCGAAUUCAAAACAUGAAAGUGGCCGCUGGUGAAGUAGCGCCGUACAAAAAUACCAUCGAUGUGAUAGUGAAGGUAGUAAAACAUGAAGGCAUAUUCGCGCUUUGGAAGGGCUUCACUGCUUACUACGCUCGAUUGGGACCACACACUGUGCUGACCUUCAUCCUCCUGGAACAAUUGAACGGCUUCUACAACAGGCAAUUCAUGGGAGGGCAAGGCCCAAAGUCUGGCCUCUAAACAGUUGAAAAGCAGAAUUCCGACGUUCGUUGUCGUUAACCGUCCAUUCGACACAAACUCGAAAAGCGCACAGAAAAUUAUCAGUGAAAUUGAAAACACAAACCGAUAUCAAUCAAGCGAAAUUACUGAGAGAAAGAAAAACAAUAAAACGGAGACUACCAUAGAGUAAAACGAUGACCGGUGAAAAACAGCAUUUUAUGUCUAUACUUGUUACAUUCAUCUAUUGCUUUUAAGUUACAUCAGUGCAUUAUUUUCUCUUUUAGAGUUGUUAAAGACCCAAAUUAUUUCAGUCCGGUAUAAAAUUGAUGUAUUAAAAUGUAUGUUACAAAAAUAAA